UUUGCCAUCAGGAGCAGAAUGCUGGACAAGGUGAACCAUGUACAUACAGCAUCUCCUGUGGUCUCCUGACGUAAUGUACAUUAAUUUUAUGUAGAAAAUCCAAACCCCAGAUUGGAAGGGACGUCAGUACAGUCUGGGAGAGUUCAAGGAUUAUUUCUGUAAAUGAGCCAGAGAUGCCUGUGAGGCUGUGCCAGUAUAUCAAAACCAUCACCCGUUUUUUUCAUUCUCAGCGGAUAAGGAGUAAACUAUUAUCGUGGGAAACUUGAUCAAACAGACAAGGAACACUACACUUUUUGGCAAUAUAAAUUGUAAUAAAACUCUUAUAUAAGCUGAGAGAGUGUUACUUACAAAAUCACUUAAAUGUUUUGGCUCCAUCUGCAAUAUUUGAACUCAGCUCUAGGUUACUCAUGCUAUACUGUGCCAAGCUAAAUUGAUGCACACUCAAUUUUCCUAUUUCUCUAGAUGCAUAGUUAUAUUGGAUAAGAAUGGAAGGGAAUGAAGAUGAAAAGCCAAUCUGCAUUUAGAAGGGACAUAAAACUAUGUUUAAAGGGAUAAACCAGCCUUUCAAGGGGAUUAGGAAGCCAUUUCCUCUAUGAUGUGGCUAUUUUAUAAAUGCCUCUUGUGGGAUCGUCCGUGCCCUGAAGCAUCUGUGCCAGCUGCUGUUGGCAGCAAGACCAUUGACUAGGCUGAGGGAUCUGGGAUGUCAAUAUGCACCUGUGGGGGCAAGAGGAGGUGCAGGAAUAUCCCAUAGGGCACAUGGAACAGCCACAGGAUCUUAAAACUGCUCCAGCCAGACUUGAUAAUUUUUUUUCAUCAUCGUCUAGAGACCAGAUAUUGCUGAAUCCUUAUACUUUCUGCUCCUGAGUUUUUCUAAUGGCUUUAUAAAAUAGCAGUUAAAAAAAGGAACUCUCAAAUGUUUAUUCCUGCAGGCACAUAGGGCGGAACUUAGGAUGCAGAAGCAGAAGACACACAAGACGUUGCUUGCAGCAACAUGAGAAAACAGGUGAGAAGAAGGCUUGGCAGCACAACAUAUGACAAAACAAGACACCACAGGACAACUUGGAAUAGCACACAGCAUGUCACCACAUGCAGCAGCACAAACAGCAUGGAACAGCGCUUGACACUGUGUCAUGGCAUGAUAGAUAUACCUGAAAGGUGAUAGGAGUGCCUAGAGAGUGGUGAGAGAUUCAUAGCAGCAUGAAGUUCCUAUAAAGGUAUGGAAAAUGUCUAGGAAACCACAUGAAAGUCCUACAAAACUACAGGCAACUCCUGGAAAAACCAUGGGAAAUUCUUAGAAAGCCAAACUGAAUUCCUAGAAAGCUGUGGGAGGACUCCAGGAAAACAAAAUGUGAAUUCUGAGAAAAUUGGCUACAAAUUCCCAGAAAGCUAGAGGGAAUUUCUUAAGAAGUAAGGAGGAAUUGCUAUAAAGCAAUGGAGGAAUCCUAGAAAGAAAUGCACAGUUCUUAGAAAGCUGUUGCAAAUUUCUAAAGAGCAGAAGGGAAAUUCUGGAAGCAGAAAGGAAUUCUUAUAAAUAGAACAAGAUUACUAAAAAGUAUCAGGGAAAUUUCUAGAAGGUCAUUAGGGAUUUCUUGAAAGUAUGUGGAAAUUCCUAGAAAGAAAAUCUAGUUCCUGGUAAGGGGAAAGAAACACUUGGAAAGCAGUGGGGAGAUUUCCUAGAAGGCAACAUGAAAUUUCCUGAAAGCUGCGUGGAAACUCCUUGAAAGCUGGAGGGUAUAUUCCCAGAGAUCACUAGGAAAAUCCGACAAAGGCAUGUGAAAUUCCUAAGAAGACAGAAUCAUAGAAUCAUUUAGGUUGGAAAAGACCUGUAUGAUCAUCAAGUCCAACUGUUCCCCCAGCACUCCCAAGGCCACCACUAAUCCACAUCCCCAAGAUCCACAUCUGCGUGUCUUUUAAAUCCCUCCGGGGAUGGUGACUCCACCACUGCCCUGGGCAGCCUGUUCCAGGACUUGACAACCCUUUGGGUGAAGAAAUUUUUUCUAAUAUCUAAUCUAAACCUCCCCUGGAGCAAUUUGAGGCCAUUGCUCCUGGUCCCACUUGGGUCCCAUCAGUCGCAGGCUCUGGUGGCUCUCUUGGCUCCCCUGAGGUUCCCCUGGUUGGUGAAACUCCCUGUGCACUGUACUGGAUUGUUCUGCUGAUGACUGUGCUGGCACUGAGUGUGGAAAAAUGCAAGAAAACAAUGGAAAAAUCCUGACUGAGCUGUCCAUAGUUCCUAAAUACACAGGGGAAAUUCUUAGAACAAAAUGCUGAGAAAAUCACAGGAGAAAAUCACUGUAAAGAGCAGGGGGAAAAGUAAAACUAGAAAGUAGAUAGGAACAGAUCCUAUAGCCUUUCCUGAAAUGGAACUUGUAUCUAGAAGACAUCCCUGAUUUUAGUGUCUCCUAAAUGGAGGGGACUGGUUUGAUGGACUGAGGAAGAGACACUGGAUGCCUGUGUUGGUGAAGCUGAGCCCUGACCUGCAAAGCCCUGCCCUGGGGAGCUGAGCUUUGCAGGAAGGGAGCAGGGAGAACUGGCUGGCUUGGAAGGCCCCUAACCUUGGGACAGAUGUUGACAAAUGGAUGGUGAAACUCAGGGAACAUUUCCAGCCUGGGAAAGUACUGUCUGUUAGAGAUUGUCUCAACAAUGGCUCUUUGCAACACAGGGCAGGGAAAAGCCAAGGGCAUCGAGGCGGGAUGCAGAGGGAGAUGUUACCCACGUUGUGGGAUGAAACAGUCUUGCCUGAUGUGGUGGGACAGGCACGGAGGCUGGAACAGGAUAAUGCAUCCGGAUGAGCUAGGGUGAAAGUGGAUUUAGGGUUAUACUGUAGUUUGGGGUAAUCCAGUUGGAUCAGUGGGUUUUUCAAAAGUUUGAAUGAAAGUUUGUCAUGAGGAGUGGAGCAGCCCAGAGUUUAGACCUCAGGAUGGAUUCUUGUUUGGAUUCUUGUCCCAGUGUUAUACUGAACUUGGUGGAAUGUUUCUGACUGCCAUCAAGCCCAGACUGUGUGCUUGACUUUGACAACCAGCAUCUUGCCUCGGAGAACAGUUUAAUCCCAGAACCUGAAGGUGGAACUGCGACAUUGCAACCACAGCAGGGUUGUCUGGGGAGCUGCAGAUGGGAAAAUGCUGCCUGAGACAGAGCUUCAGGAGUGGGACAUUUGGAGUGGUCUGGUCAUUGCUGGACUGCUGGUUGACCCUCUCUACCACAGCUGCACCUGCUGUGCUCCUUGGGCACCCUGGGGCUGCUCCCCAUGCAGAGAGCCCUGGCUGGGCUCCUGUGGCUCCCUGCAGUGCAGGUCUGAAAUGCUGCUGUCAGUCUUCACUAUGAGCAAGAAGUGAUGCUUCUUUUUUUUGGAACCCCUGAUUUUCCUGAGAUAGUUACACUGAGGAUAAAGUUAUCUUGGCCUAUUAGUAUAACCAGCUAUUUACAAAUCUGACAGUUCUUUUAGACAUUAUUUCUGAUAACAUGCCUCAGCUGAUUUUAUGUUUAAUAAAUCCCAUGCAUGCAGACAAAAAAAAGCACCCUGAGAAUGAUGAAGGAGUCGCCAGGCAGACAGAGCGUUCCUGGAGGGGCGAUGCUGCCGAGCCCUGCCCCGGGCAGAAGGAAGCCGGGAGAUGCGUGGCCCGGGGCGGGCUGCGGGAGAGAAUGAGGAACUGCCUCCGCCUGCGCCUUUCCGAGAGGGAAAAAGCAUGGUAAGAGCUGGACCCGAUCCCUGGAGCGCAGCCCCACUGAGCAGGAGGUGGGAUUAUUCCGGAGUAGUUAUGGAGAGCUAUAACCUGGCAGUGGAGUGUUAAAGCGACUUGUCCCUGCUGGAAGAGGAACCCACUGAGGGCACCGCCGGCGUUGUGGCCGAGGGAAGGUCACUCACGUCCUUCUCCUCCUCUCGCCCUUCUUUCUGCAUCCAGCGAACGGCAGUAGAAAGAACUGGUAGUCGGCUCUUGCCAGUGUUGGGAAUACCGUGCCUUUUGCCUGGGAUGAUUUGCCCUGAUGUGCCACUUCCACGGGAUGUACAAAGUGCGACUGGGACUGAUCUGGCCAACAAAGUUUGCAGAGUGAUCAGCAGGGGCCGUGGGAUGGAGGGAGCUGGGCACGCACCAGCAGGAUCCGUCACGCACGGUCUGACAGCACAGACCUGCUGCUCCCUUGAAAACUAACUCCUUGAUGGUCCAACUCUUACUUCUCCCCUGCCAAUUUGCACUUUCAGGAAAACAAACAAACACACACCAUGCAAUGCAGUGUUCCUGUGCUGGUUUUGUAUAUAAGAUUUGCUAUGCAAUUACAAAACUAAAAGAGGAGGAGAGACGGCCCUGCAUCCCAGAGCAAAGAGAGAAUCAGAGGUGAAAGGUAGGAGCCAGCAUUUCUUGUUUAAAUGAAACUAAAUAACCUGAGCUACUUCUUACUGAAAAUCUUUCAAACACACCUACUGUAUGUUUAUGUGUUUUGUCUUGGAAAGGUAAAAGAGUUUGAAACAAUGUGAAGAAUUCCUUUCUGACACUGCCAAGAAACAGAGAACCGAUGCAUUUUGUAACAGGAACAUACUGAGGAGGAAGGAUGGAGUGUUUCAUCAGUGAAACAUUUAGGGAACUAGUGAAAAGGCACCUUGUAUAAUACGCUUCAGUAAAUAUGAAGGGCUAGUGCAAUGGACACUGGAAACACUCGAUCAAUAGUCUAUUUAAGUGAGAAUAUAUGCAAGCAUGGAAAAGUGAUUGCUUUCCUGUCUGUGGGGUGUGUUUGGAGAGGACAGCAGCAGAACAUUUGCAGGUGAGCUGUCUGAGUUAAGCUACUUCAUGCUGGGGUGGUGCAGUGUGUUUCUGAAGGGAUUGCUAAAAAACCCAGUCUGUAGAGUAGACUGUGUUUAUGCAUUUUCAGUUCCUGCUUGUAGAGCUUUCAGGAUGUUUUUCAGGAUAAUUCAAAUUGGGUGAGGUCCAUCUGGGGGUGAAGGGACUGUAAGAAAGGACCUUUGGUCUGUUUGGUGAUGAGUAAUUAAUGGACGUCUGAUGUCUCUGAUCUCUGCAAGGCAAGGAGCUGAUGUCGUCAUGAAAAUCAUGAUAUGAUUUUCCCUCAGGAGAAACUAUGACUUGGAACGACACCACUAUGGACGGGGAAGGGUUGCUGGUGGAAAGGGACUCCUCUUCCUUUCGGAUCCUCACAGGCUGCUUCCUCUCGCUACUGAUCCUCUCCACGCUGCUGGGAAACACGCUGGUCUGUGCAGCUGUCAUUAGGUUUCGCCACCUCAGGUCCAAGGUGACCAACUUCUUUGUCAUCUCCUUGGCUGUGUCAGAUCUCUUAGUGGCAGUUUUGGUCAUGCCUUGGAAAGCUGUGGCUGAGAUUGCCGGUUUCUGGCCUUUUGGUUCAUUUUGUAACAUCUGGGUGGCCUUUGAUAUUAUGUGCUCAACAGCCUCCAUCUUAAAUCUCUGUGUCAUUAGUGUGGACAGAUACUGGGCCAUCUCCAGCCCAUUUAGGUAUGAGAGGAAAAUGACCCCCAAGGCAGCCUUCAUCAUGAUCAGCGUGGCGUGGACUUUGUCCGUGUUGAUUUCCUUCAUCCCCGUGCAGCUGAACUGGCACAAGGCUACAACCACAAGCUUUUUGGACUUGAAUGCCAGCUUACAAGGUGUAAGCAUGGACAACUGUGAUUCUAGCCUAAACAGGAUGUAUGCCAUCUCCUCUUCUCUAAUUAGUUUCUAUAUACCUGUGGCCAUCAUGAUAGUGACUUACACGAGGAUAUACCGGAUUGCUCAGAAGCAAAUACGACGCAUCUCAGCUCUGGAGAGAGCAGCAGUGCACGCAAAGAACUGCCAGAACACGAGCGGCAACAGGAGCAGUAUGGACUGCCAGCAACCAGAGAGCAACUUCAAAAUGUCCUUCAAGAGGGAAACAAAGGUUUUAAAGACUCUGUCAGUGAUCAUGGGGGUGUUUGUGUGCUGCUGGUUGCCAUUUUUUGUAUUGAACUGCAUGAUUCCCUUCUGCGAGCCUACCCAGCCAUCCAAGGGAGCAGAGGCUUUCUGCAUUAAUUCCACCACCUUUGAUGUUUUUGUAUGGUUUGGAUGGGCAAAUUCUUCCCUCAACCCCAUCAUUUAUGCCUUCAAUGCUGACUUCCGCAAGGCAUUUUCGACCCUGCUGGGCUGCUACAGGCUCUGCCCGAUGUCUGGCAAUGCCAUAGAGACUGUGAGCAUUAACAACAAUGGGGCAGUAGUUUUCUCAAGCCAACACGAGCCCAAAGGGUCCAGCCCCAAGGAGUCUAAUCUGGUUUAUCUGAUUCCACAUUCAAUUAUCUGUCCGGAAGAAGAACCUCUCAAAAAGGAAGAAGAGGGUGAACUAUCUAAGACCUUGGAGAAAAUGUCUCCAGCACUGUCGGGUAUCUUGGAUUACGAAGCUGAUGUUUCUUUGGAAAAGAUCAAUCCCAUUACACAAAAUGGGCAGCAUAAAACCUGAACAGUAAGGUUUGCUCAGCAAGACCCAACGGUGUAUAUUGUAAUAAUCUUUUGGGGAAAAAUACAAGAUUUUUUUGGUAAGAAACUAAGCUCUAGGGAGAAAAAUACACAUUUACACCAAGCCCAGAAUUAAUUUUCCUGGCAUUCAAAGCAAAUUUAACAUUUUAAACAAUAAACACAAAAAGAUACUGGAAAUUGGUUAUAAAAAAAGAUGUUAAACUGUACUGUUCAUACUGAGGAAAAUACACAAAUUUAGAUACAGUGCAGUGACAAAGAAAAUAUUGCUUCUCUACACAGAGAAACCAAUUUUCAGCUUAAAGUGAGGCAAAAGAUAAAUGUUGAGUAUUUAAAGAUUAAUGUUUACUAGAAGUAAAAAGAUUGCUGUGUGUUGUGAUAGUGGGUGUUAACAGGUCCUAAUUAAAGACUGAGAGAUUGUAAAGGUAGGUAGAUGCCUUCUUAAAAUUAUUUCUGAAAAAUAAUUGAGCCUUAUAAUGAGAAUGGUUAUUUUUAAAGCUUUGGGAGGUAAUAUGUUGAUACUGGUUUUAUUUAUUUAUUGUUUUAAAUUGAUAUUUUUCAUAUGUUAUAACAGAUCUAGCUUUAUUUACGUUAUUUAAGAUGUCUAAAUAAUGGGAUAUUUUUGGAGUGUCAUAACUACAUUUUGACCAGUCAACCAGUCAGCACUUUAUUACAAGCUCGGAUAGUCUGGAGAGCUGGUGAGGGGAAUAGAGGAAUGUUAAGAAGCUCAGGAAGAAAUGAAGGAAUCAACUAAACCGAUGCUGUGUGGAGUUCAUUUGCUUGUGGGCUUUUUUUAUUUUUAAGUGGGAUUUCUUUCAAAAGAUAGGACCAGCGUUGACUGAGUUGUGAAUUCUCUUCCCUUAUAGAAAUAAAAGAAUUGCUGCUAUUUAUUUUUAAAAAGUUUCAUGUUACAAAGACUUUGCUAGAAUGUCAAGUUUGUGGAUCUGUAAAUACCUUAAAUAUGACUACAACCUUAAGAAGAAUCCAAUUUGGGAAGGAGAGCGUCUUAGAUAACAAUUCUUAGUAUAUAAUGUUUUGUAUUUAUGUAAGAUAAACAGCUUUCUCAGACUUUUCUUAUUUCUUAUUUCAAGUCUUGGAUAUCUUUUCUGAACAAACACAAUGGGUUAUAAUGGUAGUAAAGAUGCCAAACGUCGUUAUCACUGGUGUUACUGCAGGACCACCCGGGUCAUUCUGUCUGUCUGCUACUCUAUCACGGUCAGAAUUAAAACGUGAGGUACCUGGUGCUUUACUUUGGGAACUGGGAGGACAUUACAUUUUAAUAAUUGCCGUGUCAAUAGUCCAUUCAAUAAGAAUAGUGCCUCAUUGCCAUUUUGGAUUAAGACAUUUCUAAAUAUGGAUGGAACUGCAGCCCCCACCUCAAAAUCCUCCUGUGAACUCCAAAAAAGUUGCCAAUGUUUAAUUUAAAAAACCUGCUACUUCUCCAUUGUCCUUCCCUGCUGCUUCCCUUUGUAAUGCCAAAAGCAAUCGGUGAGCAUUAGCAACAGGAACAUUGGGUGUUAAUAGUCAGCAGCGUUCAAAGAAAUCGACUUCUUUUCUGAAUGGGAGAAAAUACCCCUUGGAGCAACUUUUUCAUAACAUAUAUUAAAAAAAUGUGUUGUCAGGAAAAGAGAACUGAGAGGAAAAAAAAUUUAACAAACUAUAUACAUCCUGCAUCAGGUCUGUGUAUUUAUGUAUUGUGAAUGUUUUCAUAAUUUUAUUGCCUGUAUGCUGCUUUCAUACAUAUAAUAAAAUUAUUUUGUGAACAGAAGGUCAAAUAAAACAAUCUACAUUGCAUUUAUUAAA
This is a messenger RNA of Neopelma chrysocephalum (saffron-crested tyrant-manakin), 8243 nucleotides long. It is a transcript of the gene DRD1, whose product is annotated as dopamine receptor D1. Gene Ontology annotation, molecular function: dopamine neurotransmitter receptor activity, coupled via Gs; G protein-coupled receptor activity. The transcript has 3 exons. The record is from RefSeq and is a predicted model, not a curated record. Gene Ontology annotation, biological process: vasodilation; adenylate cyclase-activating adrenergic receptor signaling pathway; G protein-coupled dopamine receptor signaling pathway. The coding region runs from base 5068 to 6426 and encodes 452 amino acids. Gene Ontology annotation, cellular component: plasma membrane. NCBI's taxonomy places the organism in Eukaryota, Metazoa, Chordata, Aves, Passeriformes, Pipridae.